AGUGCAUCGAAUCCAAAGAGUAAUAUAGUUGUUUUACUCUUUGAUCGAAUCUCAAACAUCGAAGAGAAUAAAAAAAUUAGACAUUUAGAUAUAGCUUUUAGACCACUAUUACCGAUGUACCCGAAUUGGUUCUUUGGUCAAGUUGCAAUUUGAAUUGGAUUAUGCUCUGUAUGAAGUAACCACUUCAGCAUUUUGGUAGUUGAAUAGAGCAAGAUUAAAUGUAAAGUUAAAAAUAACUGUUCUGUUCUUUUUUGAAUAUUUUCGCAGGAACAUCGAUCUGGAUUUCCCGUAGACGCAUGGGAAGCGAUCGAAUACAAUGUUAAUAUCAAUGGGAAAAAGGCCGACAAAGCUGUCAUUGCUCAUUAUUUUGCUAAAUCGGAAGACAAUAAAAUAUUUGAUAGGUACUAUACACUUGUCAGUACCACACUUGCGAUCUAUAAAUCGGAUUCAUCGAAAAAAAUUUUUACUUUGACGGAUGAAAUUACAAGAGAUUACAUGAAUUUUGAACAGGCUGGAUUUGAAGAUGAACUUCAUGAAAUUUUUACAAUAAAAGAGUGUAAAUACUUGUCUAGUAAUAAAAAAUUAACCCUCGCCUUCGUAAUACAACGUAAAGACAAGCAAUCUUCACAAGAACUCGCCAAAAAUCAUGUUUACGCUUUGAUACAAGACUUCAUGUAUUAUAUCAUUUUCCCCGAAAUAUCAGUCCACUUCGAAUCGAUACCGUUCAAUAUAAUUUAAAUGACGCACAAAUUGGAAUAGAAGUAACAUUCCUGGAUUCACCUGAUUUCCAAUAUAUUUUCAAUACUAAAACUAUGUCUGUCAGUGCAGAUACAUUUGAAAAGAUGAAACCAAUAAAAACAAACUAUGGUUUUGAUUGUGUGCACAAAUUAUCAAAAAUCAAGGAAUAUAUCAGUGUAAUAAUUUAUAGACCAUCAGAUUCUUCCUGUGGAUAUUUGACAAAGUUUGAAGAUCUCAAGGAAGAUACGAAAACUGGAGAACCAUGCAGCGUCUAUCACUUUCCUUUACAUAAUUUGCAACGCAUUGACCAAGAGUUAUCACUUGAUCAGAUUCACAAUACUUAUUUGCAAAACUUAUUAGUAAAAAGUCACGGCUUGUUCAUUGGAUCUUAUCUGUAUUCUUAUGAAUUAAUUGAUAUUAUCGAUAAAACGGAAAACAAAGAUGCCUCGGCUAGUCGCUUUCCAUACAGAAUUAGAGCUGAUGCAAAAUUAAAAAUCAGUAAUCAGGUUACAGUGACGUUACCAGAUGUAAAAACUUUAGAUGAUUGUUAUCGAAUCUGUCACAAUUCAGAGCUUUUUAAAUGCAAUACUUACUCAUACUGUCAGUAUGGUGACUGUAGAGUUAGCAGCUUAUUGACUCUAGGCUCUUAUAAUGAAUCGCACGUUGAACAAGACAAAUCAUGUUCUAUUUACACUUUGAAUGUUGUCCAUGAUUACGCGAAAGUACCUCAAAGAAAAUUUAAAACGCAGACUUCAGUCGCAGUGGACAAAAGUGUUGAUUCUUGUGCAGAGUCUUGUCAUGCUUCACCUGAUUGUCUUUCAUUCCAAUGGUGUGAUUAUCAAUGUAGUUUUGGUACUUUUUAUACAGAUUCAUCUACUGAAUAUGAUGAAGAAUGCAGUAUAUAUCUUCGUAAGUAUCCUUAGAAAUGAGUAACAAGAUUUUGUUGAUUAUUAAUGUCUUACUCUUAAUUCAAUUAGCCAAAGUAUCUGAAAAGUACCAAAAAACGGGCAACAAAAUCGUAUCAGAUGUGCUUUACACUGAAAUGAAUUUAUUUUUCUUAUUCUUAACAAUGGUCAGAAGGGCAAAACUAACACUUUAAUUUAACUAAAGGAUUAUUGAGUUGAGUGGUGUUAUGACUCCAAAGUGGUAACUUGAAAAUGACUGGAACUAUUGCUUGGACAUAGUAUUUAUUUAAUUAUUAGUUUAACUAAAUUUAAUUAAUUCAAUGGGAUAUUGUCCGCUAUAUGAUUAUUAUUAAUUUUAUCAAAUGGCUUUAAAAUGUUACAUACAAUACAUUUACAAUACUUUAAAUGCUGUAUGGUCAUAGUUCUGGGAGAUGACACGCAGAUCAAUACAAAAAUAAUCAAGUUUAUUCAAUCUCCCAUAGAUGUGCCAUGUUAAACUUUAAACAAAAUUUUAAUCGACUCUUUUUGAAAAUCGAUUUACUUAUUAUUUGUGAGUUUCAAAACUACGAUGAUGGUUGCAAAAGAGAGAUAUUGACAGAGAGAAGCUGAGAAUAUUAAUUGAUUCUAUUUCCAUCCCGCAGGACAUGAAAUACUUGGUGAACUUAAUUUCUGUUCACCUUAAUUCUGAAAACAAUUAAACAUUUUAAAUUCACAUUUUAUUAAUACAAUGUAUUAAUCCCAAAUUUUUUAACACAGAUUCCAAGAAAGAUCAUAAAAAUAACUAGGCCAGCCCAAAGAUUUCACAACUGACGAUGCUUAACGCUGCGAUGGCAAACUAUGUAAACUAAACAAUCGUUUAAAUGGUUCAAAACUGGUAUGUUUGCUGGUCAGAAAUAAAUUUUUAGUAGAUUAUUGAUUAUAAUUAUAACUACGAUGGAUCACAUCUAAUAGAUCAUAACUGAUUACAAAUUUCUUUCGACUGAAUACAAUGAAUUCGAUAUGCGUUAAAAGAACCGAGCUCUUGGUGGUUGUAAAGGUGUCAGCGCUUAGAAAGUUGAAUAUAAAGCUCCUUCAGCAAGACUGUUGUUACCUCGGUAACAAUCGAAAGAAAAUAUUAUAUUUUCACUAAAAUCAGCUUUUUGACAGCAUAAUAAAACUGUAUAAAAAAUUUUAACCAUCAUUUAAUUGAAUGAACUGGCAGCAAACAAGAUAAAAGGCAACGAAAAAGUUUAUCGAACCAUUUUAAUUGUAAACUGUUUAAAUUUGACGAAUGAUAAUACUAACCUGUGCGGAGAAAUUUUGGUACAGAUUAGGCAAAUCCUUUUUUCUCAGGAACCAUAUGACCUGAAGGCUUGAAAUUUCUAGGAAAUGAUUAAGAAGCAUAGACCUCUGGUCAAUAUAAAUUUCAACAAAAUCGGUCAAUUAUUUAGUAAGCAAUCAACAUGAGUUCAGGGUGUUUAAAAUCAGCAGUGCAAAAGAUUUUUUUUCUCAAUAAUGAAAAGUGCUCUAGAGCCGAAAUGGUUCGGAAAUUUUGUGAUAUUGGUGUGCCUCGAACUUCAGCUAAUCGCUAUUACCUUCAACUGGUAAAUGAUCCUGAAAAUUUCAUGAAAAAUUAUGCUGGUCGACCCUCGCUGAAAGUUACAUCACAAGUGAAAAAAAAAGUAUUGGCCAUGACAGAUAACAAAGUUUUCCCGGGAUUUAGAGCUAUUGGACGGAAAUUAAAUAUUGAUGACCACACUGCCAAGAAAGUUGUUACAAAGUUAAAGAUUAAUAUCAAGAAAAGAAAAAAAGUGCCAAAAAUUUCUGCAAAACAAGAAGAUGUUAUUACUGGUCGCCUCCCCCAUCUACGAAGUGCUACAGAUUUGGUGGAUUUACCAUUAAGCAUAAGUAGCAAAAGUGCUAAUAUUAAUGCUACAUUAACUGAUAUCAAUGCUGGCAAUAAAUAUUUCAUCCAAGAAUUUAUAUCAGCUUCUGGUCAAACCAUCAAAGGUAGAAUUGUGAUCUCAGGCGAAAAAGAUUCCUACAACAUCUAUUAUAAUGUUGCUUCGUUUUUUAACAAUGAACGAUUGGUUUAUCACGGUACAAAUUGUAUACUAUUUACUUUCAAGAAUAACUGGGAUCAAACUUUACCUGGAAUCAAGAAACCUGUGACUAAUCUGAUACUCUUAAUGGGACCUUCACUUUUAUAUCGAUUUGAUCAUUCCUCACUUGUUUGGAAAUCAGUCGAAGAUAAAAACAUAAGAGGGACCCUGAUGAAGGGGGCGACAACUGAAAUAAAUGGAAGAUUCAGAAUCACUUAUUAUUACAAAAAGCAUUUCGAUGAUGAUUUUGGAAUCAAACAUCCAAGUCGAAUCGAAUUUAAAGGUAAUGAUCCAUAUUCAACUUCAAUCAGCUACAAAGAGAAUCUUAUUCUUGACAUUUAUCUUCAAAAUGAGAACCAUAUUGAUGAAUUUGCGAAUGAAGUUCAUCCUUUGCCUGGAAUUGAAUGCCCACAUUACUUGUCAACAUGGCACCCUAGAUUCCCGGAGUUGAGAACUGAUUAUAUGCAUUACACUAUGUACGAGUACAUUAAAGGUUCAACCACUUCUCGGACAUUCAGUGAGAUUCAUGCAUCAGGAAAUCAUAACAUAUUACGAAUAAAAUCAAAUGUUCUUGGCGUAACAACUGAAGCUAUUUAUGAUUAUAACCUCGGAGUUUCUUUCCUCUUUGGAAAAGGUGGAUCCUGUAGCAUAUUACCUGCAGAUAAAAAUUCACCUGGAAUCUAUCCUUAUGGUUACUUCCAUUUAGAUAAUCUUUUCCUUGUUAAUGCUGGUUAUAAGUAUCUUGGAAAGUUCAACUUAGAGCAUCGAUCUGGACUUUCCGUAGACGCAUGGGAAACAUUCAAAUAUGAUUUUAAUUUCAAUGGGAAAAAGGUCGACAAAGCUGUCAUUAAUCAAUAUUUUGCUGAAUCGCAUGACAGUGAAAUAUUUCCUGGCUAUACACUUGUCAGUACCAAGAUUUUCAUCUAUAAAUUGGAUUCAUCGAAAGAAACUUAUGCUUUGACCGAUGAAAUUACAAGAGAGUACAAGAACUUUGAAAAGGCCGGAUUUGAAGAUGAACUACAUGAAGUUUUUACAUUAAAAGAUUGUAAAUACUUGACCAGUGAUAAAAAAUUAACCCUCGCCUUCAAAUUACAACAUGAAGGUGACAACUUAUCACAGAAACUUAUUUACGAGGUAAAACAAAACUUGAUGGAUUUUAUCGUUUUAUCCGAAAAAAUCAGUCCACUUCGAAUCGAUGUCGUUGAACACAAUUUCAAUGACCCACAAAUUGUAAUGGAAGUAACAUUCCUGGAUUCACCUAAUUUUCAAUAUAUUUUCAACUCUAAAAUUAUUUCUGUGAGUGCAGAUACAUUUAAAAAAAUGAAAAAUGAAAUCAAAGCAAACAAUGAAACUGAAUGUCUGGACAAAUUAUCAAAAUCUCAAGAUGGGAUCAGUGUAGUAAUCUAUAGACCAUCAGAUUCUUCUUGCGGAUAUUUGAAAGAUUUUGAUGAUCUCAAGGAAGACACAAAGAUCGGAGAACCAUGCAGCGUCUAUCACUUUCCUUUAAAUAAUUUGCAACGUAUUCACCAAGAAAUACCACUUGAUCAAAUUCACAAUACUUUUUUGCAAAACAUAGGAGAAAUUUACUGGUUAUUAAGAUUGGCUAGAGGAUAUAAUCUUGGGUCUUACAAAUUAAUUGAUGUUAUCGAUAAAACGAAAAGCCAAUAUACCUCGGCUGGUCGCUUUCAAUCCAACAUACGAGUCGAUGCAAAAUUAAAAAGCAAUGACCGAUUUACAGUGACUGUACCAGAUGCGAAAACUUUGGCAGAUUGUUAUCGAACCUGUCGUAAUUCAGAGCAAUUUGAAUGCAAUACUUUCUCAUUCUGUUCUAAUGGUGAAUGUAGAGUCAGCAGCUUAUUGACUGAUGACUCGUUUAAUGAAUCGCACGUUGAACAAGACAAAUCAUGCUCUAUUCACGCUUUGAAUGUUCUCAAUGAUUACUCAGAAGUAUCUCAUAGGAAAUUUAAAACCCAGACUUCAACCGCGAUCGACAAAGAUGCUUAUUCUUGUGCAGAAUACUGUCAUGCUUCUCCUGAUUGUUUUUCCUUUCAAUAUUGCAAUUAUCGUUGUAGUUUUGGUGGUGUUUACACAGAUUCAUCCACUGAGUAUGAUGAAGUAUGCAGUGUAUAUCUUCCCAAAGUAUCUGAUCAGUACCAAAAAACAGGCAACAAAAUCGUAUCAGAUGUGCUUUACACUGAAAUGAAUUUAAAUUUUGAACAAUGUGCAUCAUUAUGUCAUGGAUGGUCCGAUGGUGACACUGGGUGUAAAUCAUUUAAUUAUUGUCCUAAAAGUAGAACAGAAAGUUCUUGUUCAUUAACCAAAUUUUCAGUUAAAAGUUCAAAUACUAAGACCACUGAAGGUGGCGAUUGUUCAAACUACGAGUUGAACGAGUAAAAAGAAAAGGAAAGAAUCCAGUUCGACUGAUGUCUUCAAAGGAACAAGUGGAUCAGGUGCCUUUGAAAUAAUUAUGCUCUUGUUUUUCGGUGCUUUAUUGGGAUUCGUUACACCUUUUGGUUACUCAAAAGCUAAACAAAUGCGUAGUGCUUCAGAAGCCAACGAAAGUUUCACUUGGAAAAGACAAAGAGAUGAACAAGCUUAAAAUAUCAAUUGAACUACAUUUACAUAUGACAAGAAAUCGUUGUUAAUCAUCGUUUAAUUUAAUUAUGAAAACUAUUAAAGAUAUCUACUGCA
This is a messenger RNA of Tetranychus urticae (two-spotted spider mite), 6415 nucleotides long. NCBI's taxonomy places the organism in Eukaryota, Metazoa, Arthropoda, Arachnida, Trombidiformes, Tetranychidae. The record is from RefSeq and is a predicted model, not a curated record.